Gamsiella multidivaricata is the source of this 2473-nucleotide messenger RNA. RefSeq names its product acyl-CoA dehydrogenase/oxidase. The transcript is spliced from 2 exons. The record is from RefSeq and is a predicted model, not a curated record. Gene Ontology annotation, cellular component: peroxisome. Bases 249 to 2357 code for a protein of 702 amino acids. Gene Ontology annotation, molecular function: FAD binding; fatty acid binding; acyl-CoA oxidase activity. NCBI's taxonomy places the organism in Eukaryota, Fungi, Mortierellomycota, Mortierellomycetes, Mortierellales, Mortierellaceae. Gene Ontology annotation, biological process: lipid homeostasis; fatty acid beta-oxidation using acyl-CoA oxidase.
UUUCUACUUCUUCCUCAUCCCUCAUUCCCGCCAUUGACAUCUCUUCAUUCCAUCGCUUUUCUUUUGUUCAUUUAAAGGAAUCAAUUGUCUGUGUUACCGUCUUGUCAGACCUUCCUGUUUCUUAGCCCGUACCUGUUACAUCAUCACACUCCCCCCCCCCUCUAUUUCUGAUCUGACCUUCACAUAACCCACACAUCUCUCUCACACACACACUCUCUCUCCCCCACUCACACAUACAACUAUAUCUAAUGUCUGCCCUUCGCUUCCCCGACUUGGCCCCCUCAGAGCCCCAGGGCAGCGAUCUCCUCGCCCAGGAGCGCGCAAAGACCACCUUCUCCGUCCACGAUCUGUCCAACUACCUCUAUGGUGAGGAAUACCUCCAGCGUCAGGAAAAGAUGCUGACCCUGAUCGAGAACGAGCCCGCCUUCGACAAGUCGGACCGCUACUUCCUCGGCCGCACCGAGCGCUUUGCCGGUGCCCUGAGGAAGGACUACGCGCUCGUCAAGCUGUCACAGGAGCAAGGAUGGACCCCAGAAGAAUUCCAGCAGGCCGAUAUUCUCAUUGACGAGCCCGGUCCAUUUGGUCUGCACCGUGGUAUGUUCAUGCCCACGCUCGUCUCCCAGGGCACAGAGGAGCAGCAGGAGAAGUUCUUGAAGCCCGCUCUUAGAUACGAAAUCAUUGGCUGCUAUGCCCAGACCGAGAUCGGACACGGAUCCAACGUCCAGGGCAUCGAGACCACAGCAACCUACAUCCCCGAGACGGACGAGUUUGAGAUCCACACUCCUUACCUGACUGCGAGCAAGUGGUGGAUCGGAGGACUUGGCAAGGCUGCCAACCAUGCCGUCGUCAUGGCUCGCUUGAUCACUGCUGGCAAGGACUUCGGCCCUCACGCUUUCUGCGUCCCCAUUCGCUCCAUGGAGGACCAUACCUUGCUCCCCGGUGUCAUGGCUGGAGAUAUUGGUCCCAAGUUUGGUUACAACACUACCGAUAACGGCUGCAUGUGGUUCGAUCACUACCGUGUCCCUCGCAUCUCGCUCUUGGCUAAGUAUUCGAGCAUCAAGCCCGGCUCGGGCGAGUACGUCAAGCCCCCCAACUCAAAGCUGUCGUACGGUACCAUGGUUCUCAUUCGCGCCUCCUUGGUCGGAUAUGCCCGCAUCGGACUCGCCAGGGCCGUGACGAUUGCCACCCGCUACUCGGCGAUCCGUCGCCAGUUCGUUGACAAGGAUUCGCCAAAGAAGAUGGGCAAGCAGGUGAUCGAGACCCCUGUCCUCGACUACUCGAUGCAGCAAUACCGCCUCUUCCCCAUCAUCGCCGCCGCAUACGCCUGCCACUUCACCAGCAAGGAGAUGAUGCGUCUUUACUACCUGAACAUCAAGAACAUGGCCUCUGGCAACUUCUCGCUCUUGGCCGAUGUCCACGCCUCCAGCUCAGGACUCAAGUCGCUCACCACAACCAUGGCCGCGGCUUCGAUCGAGGAGUGCAGACGUGCCUGCGGUGGUCACGGUUUCUCGUCCUUCUCAGGUCUUCCUCUGCUGUUGCAGGACUAUGCUCCCAACGUCACCUGGGAGGGCGACAACUACAUGAUCACACAGCAGACUGGUCGCUACCUGUUCAAGUCCUUCCGUGACCUCAUCGCCAAGCGCGCCUCGGGCAAGUUCAACGCUAGCUCGAUCACCAACCCCACGCUCGCCUACCUCAACACCUACCUCGACAACCCCAACCUCAAAUGCCCCGCCACUAGCCCUGCUCAGUUCCAUAAUCCCGAGAUCCAGCUGGCCGCAUACGGUCACCGCGCCGCCCACAUGAUUGCUGAGGUCGUCCACGGCCUUGAUGUUGAGAAGCGCUCAUGGAACUCUAUGUUGGUCGAUAUCUAUAACGCCUCGGUUGCUCAUUGCCAGUUGAUCCUCGUCCAGAACUUCAUCCUCGGUAUCCGUGGCGAUAUGCCCCAGCCCGAGGGUGUUGCCGCCCUUGCUCUCUCGCCCACUGCGAAGGAGGCCCUCACAGAUCUGUCGGAUCUGUUUGCACUCCAUCAGAUCCACAAGCAGCCUGGCGAGUUCUUGACCUCGGGCUAUAUCGAUGCCAAGCAGGUGUCGAUGAUGGGUAAGGCGAUCAUGGAUGUGAUGGAGCACAAGAUCCGUCCCAAUGCGGUUGGUUUGGUCGAUGCGUUUGCGUUCCCAGAUUACUACCUCAACAGUGCAUUGGGUCGCUUUGACGGAAAGGUGUAUGAGGCCUACACGGAGAUGGCAACGAGGGAACCGAUCAACCAGACAGAGGUUGUUGAUGGUUAUGAGAAGUACAUCAAGCCCUUCACGAACCCUCUUGGAAAGCAGGGCAAGACUAUCCAGGCGCGUCUGUAAAGAAAAAAAAAAAAAAACGCCUUUUUCUUUUCUUUUCUUUUCUUUUGUAAAAAAUAAUCCGAUCAUAGACAAAUACAGCGCAUAGACUAGCAAUAGAACUUCAAAAACAUACCACC